Molecule: messenger RNA, 2181 nt
Organism: Erigeron canadensis
Lineage: Eukaryota; Viridiplantae; Streptophyta; Magnoliopsida; Asterales; Asteraceae
Exons: 4
Coding region: 1-2181 (726 amino acids)
Molecular function (GO): zinc ion binding
Source: RefSeq, a predicted model, not a curated record
AUGGCAUCCUCUCCAAGAAAAGGUUUCUCGUUUGACAUCCAUCAUUCCGGUAUGUUUCUGAAACACCCUUUAUCAUAUGUAGGUGGUAAGGUCGACACAAUCGAUAAUUUUUGUAUAAAAGGAAAUCUCACUAUGAAAUUUUUAAAUGAGGCUUUCCUAAAAAUAACAAAAACCACAAAAUGUACUAGUAUCCAUUAUUGUGUUCCUGGUAAAGACCUUAGUAAUGGAGGACUUAGGAUCAUCAAUGGUGAUGUGGAUUUGAAGAUAUUUCUUCAUCAUAUGUCGAAUACUAAUAGAAGAGUAUCUGUUUUUUUAAUUCAAUUUGUGGAUGACUUGAGUAAUUUCAUUGGGGUGGAUAUUAAUUUGAUUGAACAAUUUGGGAUUAAUAUUGAAGAAAAUGUAGUUGAAGAAAAUGUGGGGGACAAUAUUCAAGAUAAUAUUGAAGUAGAUGUUGUUGAGGAAGAAAAUGGUGGAGAAGGAAACAUGGAAAAUGUUGAAGAGUCAAGUUAUUUGCAUAGGCUAAAUAAUGAGGAAACAAACAAUGCAAACUUAGAGAAUGAUGAAGGGAUUGAAGAUGAUACAGAGAAAGGUCCUAGGCAUAAUCCUAAAGUUCAUUGGAAGGUGAUGAAACCAGUGUUGUUGGAAAGAUAUGAAAGCCCAAAGCAACUCAAACAGUGUUUGACUAACUAUGCUUUGGCAAAUGGAUAUCAUAUCUGUUAUGAGCAUAGUGACCAUAAGAAAAUAUUAGUUGUUUGUGGGAAGAAGGAUGAGGCAACUGGUAAAAGAUUCUGUCCAUUUAGGUUAUGGGCUACUUGGAUGAAAGGAGAGUGCUCAUUUCAGAUAAAGACACUUAUUGAUGAGCAUAGAUGUUAUAGAAAUUUUGAGGCUUGUUCUGCAGUGAAUUACAGAUUUGUUGCAGACAAGUUUGCAAACGGAAUUAGGCAAAAUCCCAAUAUUAAAUUGAAAGAGAUUCAAGAAGCAUUCAUGAAGAAGUUUAAGUGUAGUAUUUCAGCAAAUCAAGCUAUGAGGGCUAGAUUACAUGCAAAGUAUGAGUAUGAAGAGUCAGUGAAGAAGCAUUAUGAGAAACUGAGGGAGUAUGGAGCAGAAAUAUUCAAAAGAAAUCCAGGGAGUACAGUUAAGUUGAAUGUUUCAAGAAAUCCAGAUGGUAAAAUAUAUUUUCAGGGUUUUUAUGUGUGUUUUAAGGGGUUGCAAGAUGGUUGGAAGGCUGGGUGUAGGAGAAUUAUACAUUUAGAUGGUUGUUUUCUAAAAACUGUUUGCAAAGGUGAAUUAUUGUCAGCAGUGGGUAGGGAUGCCAAUAACCAUAUUUUCCCAAUUGCAUGGGCUGUUGUUACUGUGGAGAACAAAGAGAACUGGGCAUGGUUCAUUGACUUGCUUAAAGAUGAUCUUGACUUGGGCAGUGGCAAUGGUAUAGCAUUGAUGUCAGAUCAACAUAAGGGUCUUAUUGAAUCUGUGAAAGAUAUAUUACCCAGUGCAGAGCACAGACAAUGUGCUAGGCAUAUUUAUGCCAACUUUAGGAAGAGAUUUAGUGGGGUUUUGUAUAGGAAUCUAUUUUGGAGAAUUUGCAAGUCUAGUCAUCCUACUUUAUUUGAUGAAAACAUGAAAGAGUUGAAAGAGGCAAACAUUGAUGCUUACAAUUACUUGAUGAAAAGAGAACCAAAAACAUGGUGUAGGGCCUUUUUCAAAAGUGGAAUAGCAUGUGAAGUUGUAGAAAAUGGGAUUAGUGAGUGUUUUAACUCAAUGAUUGUUGAAAUAAGGAGGAAACCAAUUUUAACAAUGCUUGAAGCCAUUAGGGUUAUCUUAAUGGAAAGGCUAGACAAGAUGAGGAAACUGCAGGCUACAUGGAAUGAUGACAUCUGUCCAGCCAUAAGGAAAAGAUUGGAACUAGCAAAGGAUGAACAGAUCAAUUGGAAGGUGGUCCCAGGUGGAGGUGCUCAGUUUGAGAUAAUUAAAGAAUGUGAAAGCUACAUAGUUGAUGAAAAGAAACAAGAAUGCACAUGUAGAAUGUGGCAAUUGUUUGGUAUUCCUUGUCCUCAUUCUGUUGCUAUGUUGUUUUACAUUAGAAAGGCACUAGAAAAUUACGUGUCUAGCUGGUACAAAAUUAGGACUUUUCAGAGUACAUAUUCUUAUUGCAUUAAUCCAAUGAGUGGCAUAAGAGAUUAG